Molecule: messenger RNA, 921 nt
Organism: Arvicola amphibius (Eurasian water vole)
Lineage: Eukaryota; Metazoa; Chordata; Mammalia; Rodentia; Cricetidae
Product: olfactory receptor 508-like
Biological process (GO): G protein-coupled receptor signaling pathway; sensory perception of smell
Cellular component (GO): membrane
Molecular function (GO): odorant binding; olfactory receptor activity
Source: RefSeq, a predicted model, not a curated record
AUGGCCUGCAGAGUUCUUGAUGUAAAUGGGACCUGUAGAAUAUAUCAGAGUUCAAUCUUUGGGGGAGUGACAGAGGAUGCUACAGUUUGUGCCAUUUUAUUUGUUAUGUUUCUAACAGUCUAUUCUCUCUCCUUAAUGGCCAAUGUGAGCAUAAUUGUGCUGAGCAGAAGCAGCCCUCAACUUUGCAUGCCCAUGUACCUUUUCCUCAACCAUUUGGCUUUUGUAGGGUACUCCUCAUCAGUCACAACUAUCAUGCUGAAGGGCUUUCUCAGGAAGGAAAUAAUUAUCCCUGUGCCUGACUGUGAGACCCACUUCUGUCCUGUAGUGACAUUUGGGUCAGUUGAGUGCUUCCUGGUGGAUGUCAUGGCUCAUGACCACUAUGCAGUCAUUUGCUCACCUCUGCUCUACUCAACACAGAUGUCCUCUAUAGUCUAAAUCCUUGUAAUGGGAGCUUUCUGCCGGUGGAUAUUUAUUGGUUAUUGCCUCAAUCUGUCCUUCUGUAGACCAAAUAAAGUUAAUCGUAUAUUAUAUGACUAUUCACAACUUUCAAAGCUUUCUUGUUCUCAUGACUCUUCUGAAGUCAUUCAAGCAAUCUCUUCAGGCUGCAUCAUUAUGGUCAUUGUAUUUAUCAUUGUUCUGUCUUACGUAUACAUCCUUCUCACCAUUCUGAAAAUACAUUCCUCUGAGGGCCACCAGAUUUUCUUCUCUACCAGCACCUCCCAUAUUACUGCAGUCACUCUGUUCUAUGAGAUCAUCACAUUUAUCUGUGUGAUGCCCAAGUCCAGCUACUCCAUGGACCAGAACAAGAUUGUGUCUAUGUUCUACACAAUGACCCCUAUGGUAAAACUCCUAAUCUAUAGCCUCCGAAACAAGGGUGAUAAAGAGGCCAUGAGAAAACUUGUGGCUAGCUCUCACUGGUAG